Echinostoma caproni is the source of this 1020-nucleotide messenger RNA. The record is from the annotation of a GenBank genome assembly. NCBI's taxonomy places the organism in Eukaryota, Metazoa, Platyhelminthes, Trematoda, Plagiorchiida, Echinostomatidae.
AUGCUCGACGAGGCGUUCCCGGCAAUACGACCACGGACACACGGAUCUCUACAACCAUUGGACGAAUCUCCAUCCAGCCCGAAAUCCCAGCCAGAACUAGCCCCGGACGAACUUGUCACACGCGAUCCAAUCGGACGGGAACAAUUUCGGGUGCGACGAGAUUCACAAAUUUCCGGUCUUCGAUUCCGAUUCGAGACGAUUCAACACGAAAUCGAACAGCACGGGACAAGUCGAAUAGACAGUAUGAAACAAGUGGACACAAAUAUUGCCACUGCCCUAGCCGAACUAUCCACACAGCACCAGUCAUUAAUCACGUGGAUUACACGUCGUCUGUCGCAACAACAUGCGGAUGAUGACGAGAUGGUGGACGAUGUGCGUGAUACACGGAUGGACAUAGGGAAACAAAUUGAUUGGGAUGAAAGAUCUACCUGUUCGGAUAGUUCUUUCGUCCCGGAAGGAAUAGAUCAAUCAUCGAGUGAUAAUAGAUGCACAUUUGUUCUGACCAAACGAAUGAAUGCUUCUUGGAGUAUGCUAAAAGAUAUUUGUGAUGCACGAGCCACACGAUUUGAAUUGAUCGAUGCUAUUGAUCGAUUUUAUCACACGAUAGAAUGUACCAAUGAGUGGAUUGUGCGUAACUAUCGACUACUGUUAUCAACCGAUGAUUUGGGAGCAGAUUUGAACAGUCUUAUUCAGUUACAGAGAAAACUUCUUGGUUGGGAGUCGGACAUGGUCGCUUUGGGGCAGAGAAUGCAAGAGAUUGGUGACGAAGUACAACGAUUGAUACACGAGUUACAAGAUCAAGCACCCACACGAAGAGAUCUGUAUCUGGCCUCGGAUGAAUUGCGAACAGUGAGCGAAAUACGCCAGUUAGGUGAACGGCUGGUUGAUCAAUGGAAUGAACUUGAGCACGCUUUGCAAGACCGACAAGAAAAACUGCUCGUCUCGGCCGAAUUACAACAAUUUUUACAGGCAAGUCACGUGUGUGCUUUUUUUUCUUCGUUUUUGAGAAAAUCGGUUUGA